Molecule: messenger RNA, 1708 nt
Organism: Anopheles nili
Lineage: Eukaryota; Metazoa; Arthropoda; Insecta; Diptera; Culicidae
Gene: Alg3
Product: lethal(2)neighbour of tid protein 2
Exons: 2
Coding region: 1-1539 (512 amino acids)
Biological process (GO): immune response
Cellular component (GO): endoplasmic reticulum; membrane
Molecular function (GO): dol-P-Man:Man(5)GlcNAc(2)-PP-Dol alpha-1,3-mannosyltransferase activity; tumor necrosis factor receptor binding
Source: RefSeq, a predicted model, not a curated record
AUGGGGAAAAAUCCGGCUAAUUUAAAACCCAUAAAUCGCAAAGAAAACCAAAGCUUAAUUUCCAAAAUUCGGAAAGAGUACGUAAGCCUAACGUUUGCCAAAUCGUUGAUAUUCGAUCCUGCCCGUUUGCCAUUGAUUUCACUCGUGAUUUUGGCUGCCGAGCUAGUGUUGAACGUGUUCGUCGUGCAAAAUGUGCCAUAUACCGAAAUUGACUGGAAAGCGUAUAUGCAGGAAUGUGAAGGAUUCCUCAAUGGAACCACAGAUUAUUCCUUGCUGCGAGGAGAUACUGGUCCCCUCGUAUACCCGGCCGGGUUCGUGUAUAUCUAUAGUGCACUGUACUUUUUAACAUCGCAUGGUACCAAUAUUCGGUUGGCACAGUACGUGUUCGUUGCCAUUUACUUGCUUCAGCUGGUGCUGGUGCUUAGGCUGUACUGCAAAAGCCGUAAAAUCCCACCGUACGUUAUGGUCAUCACCAUUUUCACCUCCUACCGGAUUCAUUCGAUUUACGUGCUACGGUUGUUCAACGAUCCGAUCGCUAUCCUGUUUCUAUAUGCGGCAUUGAACGCGUUUAUCGAUGGCCGUUGGACACUUGGAAGUGUGAUGCUCAGUCUAGGGGUGUCAGUGAAAAUGAACAUUCUCCUGUUUGCCCCGGCUAUUCUACUGCUUUACAUAACUAAUCUGGGCUGGCUGAAAACGGUGCUUCAGCUCAUGGUUUGUGCAACAAUUCAGCUGGUACUUGGCGCUCCUUUCUUGCUUACCUACCCGUGGCAGUACCUCAAAGGAAGCUUCGAUCUCGGACGCGUGUUUGAGCAUAAAUGGACCGUAAACUAUCGGUUCCUGGAGCAGGAGCUGUUCGAGAACAAAACGUUCCAUCUGGCGUUGCUAGGAUUACAUCUUACACUGCUGGUGGUGUUUGCUUCGCCCUGCUAUAAGUACUUCCAAAAUUACUGCCGUUUGCGCCAACUGGAGGUAAUGUUGGCCCCACAGAUCGAGGCCCAAAACAAAGCAGAAAAGGAAAAGAUGAAGAAAACUAAGAAACCACAAGCCGUAGCGGGAAAGACGAACAAAACUGAGGAAAAGCUGUCGGAAGAUCAGGAGAAGUUUUUGAAAUCGUUCGAAAAAGGCAUUAAAAAGAUGUCGGGAAAGCAACCGAAGGUCGAGCACAUCCCUGAGGAACCGGAACCAACGGCCACUGCUGCAGGGAACAAGUUCUCGAUUCACUUUGACCGAUCCACCCAGCUUGCGUUGCUGCCAAUCUUUUUGUCAAAUUUCAUUGGAAUUGUUUGUGCGCGCAGCUUGCACUACCAGUUUUACGUUUGGUACUUCCACAGUCUGCCGUACCUGACAUGGUAUACGGAAUUCACGAACAGUUUGAAAUUUUUGCUGCUCUUGUUGGUGGAAUUUUGCUGGAACACUUACCCGAGCACGGUGCUCAGCAGCCUCGUACUGCACACGUGCCAUUUGAUUUUGCUCUACGGGAUCGGCCGGAAAAUGUUCCGCCGAAUUCCCGACCUGGCGCAGCUCAGUAAGGUGGAAUGAAACUUAGGGCCAUGCGGUGCUAGAAUUGCCUGGAGAGGUGUGAGUUCUCCGUUCGGAUUGUGCCUUUGAAUAACCAAGAAACGUUUGGUUUUCUGUUUGUGUGUGAUGUGAAUAGUUCGAGCAAAAGUUGCAAUAGUACGUUUGUGUUGAAGACUGUUUUGUGUGUUUA